AGGUUCCUGCGUUAAUCCUGUAUGUAAAUCGCAGCCAAUAGAUGCUGUUGUUGAGUUGGGCUGGGAUUAGCAGGAGGCGAAUGAGUUUCAAUUUUACUGGAUUACAGAACAAAGAAAGGGGAAAGGGACACCCUGCUCUGUUAAAGGGGGAGAAAAAAAACAGAAAUAAAACUAAGAUUAAAAAAAAAAAAAAAUACACUAAUAAUAGACGUGCGGUCGAAGUCGGCGUUGGGAUGUUCCGGAUUACGAUGUUUUAGCGGACGGCUACAUUGUGGACGGGAAUCGUGAGCGUUUCCGAUGGAUUAAAACGGGGAAUAAAAAAAAAAAAAAAAAAAAAAAACCUACUCCGGGAUUGACGGCAGCGACGAGGCUAUUUAAUCGCUAAUUGAGAGGCAUGGCUCAGAUGAGGAAGCUGGCAUGUGACGGCAUCAGGACGAACUCCCGCGGCGAGCCACAGGUCCCGCUGGUGUCGGCCAGACAGGAGAUCCUCACCAGCCUGGUGUCUGCCCUCGACUCAGUGUGCAUGGCGAUGUCGAAGCUGAACGCGGAGGUGGCGUGCGUCACCGUGCACGAGGACAGCGUGAUCGCGGUCGGCACAGAAAGGGGCAGAGUGUUCCUCAACUCCAGGAGGGAAAUCCAAACAGACUUCUACAAGUUUUGCCGGGUGCCGUGCCUGCAAAACCUGACGGCAGCAAACGCCCACACCAAAGACCAGGAAGGCGAGCUCAGCAAGCUGAGUAAGGACGGCGAGCACGGGAAACCGAGGGCUCCGUCGGACGUCCAGUCCAACAUCUUUGUCCUGAGGAAGAUGGUGGAGGAAGUCUUCACUGUGCUUUACAGUGAAGCUGUGGGAAAGAGCAGCCUGGUCUCUGUGCCUUAUGAGUGGAUCCAGAAGGACCCCGGCUGUGUCGUGGCCCACGGUUUGCCAGAAGGAGUCACCCUGAAGAAGCCGUCCGAGUACGACACCAAGACGCUGAUGAAGAUCCUGGAGCAGAGCCACCGCAUCCAGUUCACGGUAAAAAGGCAAGCUGAAGAUCUGUCCCGAGAAGCCAAGUCCACCACCACCGACGUCAAUCACAACUCUUCCACCGCCGCCAUGACGCAGAGCGGCCACGGCCCGGCCAAGACCAGCGCCCAGACGGUCGCGUCGCCGAGUCCCGCCACUUCCAGCAACUCUGUCCUGUCGAACUUCCUGUACGGCAUGCCCAUGUCCUCCAAACCCCACCCAGACGGCAAGCUGGAUUUCAAACCCAUGUCCCUGCUCAACCUGGGAAAGGACAGGCUGGCCAACUGGACGGCGGGGACAGACAAGAGCACCUCUGUCAAGGACUGUUCUAACAGUGAUGAGACAACAAGACUACCUGGUGAGCAGAAUCAGAGCCCUCCUGGCGUCCACAUCUCCAAGAGGCUACUCUUCUCCAUCGUGCAUGAAAAAUCUGAAAAAUGGGACUCGUUCAUUCGGGAAACUGAAGACAUCAACACGUUGAGAGAAUGCGUUCAGAUCCUGUUCAACAGCAGAUACGCUGAGGCGCUGGGUCUGGAUCACAUGGUGCCUGUCCCCUACCGCAAAAUAGCCUGCGAUCCGGGAGCCGUGGAGAUCAUUGGCAUCCCGGACCAGAUCCCCUUCAAGAGGCCGUGCACAUAUGGCGUUCCCAAGCUCAAACGCAUCCUGGACGAGCGCCACGGAAUUCGCUUCAUAGUCAAACGAAUGUUUGAUGAGAGGAUUUUCACCGCCGCCGGCAAGAUCGCGAGGGAGGAGGGAAAGCACGACCUGGGCUCCGCGCUCGAAGACGGCUUCCCCGACAAUCUGGUCAUCCCGCCCACGGCCGCCGAGCUGGUCAGCAAUCCUCACAGCAGCAGAUCAACGAGUGCCUGUGUGAGUCCCCUGGCUGACUGUGAAGCAGGUCCUUCAGGAGAUUGCAUUCCUUUGAGGAGGAUUAAAACAGAGCCUCCAGACGGGGAAAUCAUUCAAGUUACAGUGCCGGAUGCCGGCACAAACGGGGAAGAGCCCAGUGAGGCUGUGGCCGAGCCCGCUGCAGCAGCUCCGUGUCGAGCCGCAGCCUCACCCUCCGCCCCCCCUGCUCCCUCCGCCCCCCCAGCCCCCUCGGCCUCCCAUCACCCGAUGGAAAAUCACGCAGCUGAAGCUCUGUCACCUCCCAGCGCCGCCUCCCAGAGCAUCAGAAGAUCCUCUGAAGCGGGGAGUCUGGUGGAGGAUAUUGGCGAAAUGAUUCUUCAGCUUCGGAGACAAGUGGAGAGCCUCUUCAGCAUUAAGUACGCCGAAGCUCUGUGUCUCCCCGAACCAGCCAAGGUGCCGUACUCCAAGUUCCAGAUGUACCCAGAAGAUCUGUACGUCACCGGGCUGCCGGAGGGAAUCUCCCUCCGGAGGCCCAACUGUUUCGGAGCAGCCAAACUACGGAAGAUCUUGGCCGCCAGCAGUCAGAUCCAGUUUGUUAUUAAAAGGCCUGACCUCUUAACGGAGCAAGUGAAACAAGAGAUGCCUUCCAUCCCCGUCUGUGAUUCAGAGCUUGACGCCAAGGAUGCCACGCCGGUAGCGGAGGACGCCGCGGCUCUAUCCAAGAGACCCGGAUUCUCAGAGUGUUUGGAGUCCAAGCUGUCCAGGAUCGACUUGGCCAACACGCUGCGGGAGCAGGUCCAAGAUCUGUUCAACAGGAAGUAUGGGGAGGCAUUGGGCAUCAAGUACCCCGUCCAAGUGCCUUACAAGAGGAUCAAGAACAACCCGGACUCGGUCAUCAUAGAGGGGCUCCCGCCCGGCAUCCCCUUCAGGAAGCCCUGCACCUUCGGCUCGCAGAACCUGGAGAGGAUCCUGGCGGUCGCCGACAAAAUCAACUUCACCAUCACCAGACCAUUUCAAGGACUUAUUCCAAAACCAGCACCUCGGCGAGUCACUUUACUAAAGAAAGCCUACUCUUCAAUAAGUGACGACGACGACAUCAACCGCAUGGGCGAGAAGGUGGUCCUUCGAGAGCAAGUCAAGGAACUGUUCAACAAGAAAUACGGCGAGGCUCUGGGCUUAGACCGCUCCGUCGUGGUCCCGUACAAACUAAUCCGAGGCAGUCCAGAGUCGGUGGAAGUGAGCGGCCUCCCAGACGACAUCCCCUUCCGCAACCCCAACACCUACGACAUCGUGUGCCUGGAGAAAAUCCUUCAAGCUGCAGAUAAAGUAACAUUCAACAUCAAGAGCCAGCUACAGCCUUUUGCAGAAAUCUGUAGCCAGGCUUGUAACACAGUAGGAACAGACGCCUCCACCAAUCGACGGAAGCGCAAGAGAGUCCAGGAGAGCAACCGAGUAGCCGGCUCCUCUGACAUGGGGAUAUCAGCCAAUCAGAUCCCAGUGAUGCAGUGGCCCAUGUACAUGGUGGACUACAGCGGGGUGAAUGUGCAGGUUCCCGGGAAAGUCAAUUACUGAAGGACGAGCCGGGACGAAGGAAGGGAGGAGUUCCUCUCCCGUAUCCACGCCCCUCACACGUGCGACACUAACAUUUAAUCAGAGUGCUAAACGAUCUCUCCGGACUGAGCAUUGAGAGCUGCAGGCACGACUCUGUGAAUGAAAGGAAAACCAGAAUGUAUGUGGAUCAAAAAACACUCCAGGGCAAAAAACGCUUUGUUGUCCGUCUCCUGCCUCCACACAGUGCCGACAGGACGAGGUAGUUUUCCUUCUAAAGCUGAUCACGACGGUAAUAUUGUAGUUUUUUUUUUUGUUUGUUUUUUUUUUAAACAAAGCAGGAAACAUUACUCAUGUCAUGUGAUUUGCCCUUAAAGUGAGUCAUGUUGUUGGAUCCAAUGUAUUACUGACAAAAAAAAAAAUGUCUUUGAUAAUGAUCUGGUUCCAUAUUAUUCAGAUAUUUGUACUUUUUAUUUAUUAUAUUUAUUGAAAUAUAACAUUAUGUGCAGGGAUGUAAAAUAUAUUAUUCUGUUAUACAGCUCUCUGAGGAACUAUCACAACACUAACAGAUGCUACUAGUCACUUAGUAUCUCCAGGUAACGGCAGCGGUGAAGUGUCUUAACGCGAGACAUCUGCGAACGAAAGGAGACUUAAACGGAACCGGGAUCUGGGCAGGAAGCACCGGCCUUCUCACGUUAGCGCCACAUUAACAGUAUGUAAAAUAUACGUCAUUUAAAGUCAGCCUGAAUGUAUCACGUAAAGAAAAGGAUGGUAUGUUAUUCUGCGACGACUGUCUCUGGACUAAUAUUUAAUAUGCUGUACCUUAACGCCAAUUAGGCCUUUGAAAUAAAAUGUGUUGCCUUGCAUUUUCAUUUCGUUUGUUGGUUUGUUUUUGGUGUGAGUCCAGCGUCGGCGUCUGGGACCUGGUAAGAAUCACUAAGAGCUACUUAUAAGAUGAGGUGACAAAUAUUUAUUGGGCUUUGAACAAAAGUGAAGAACACGUAGCUCGUGAUACAAAAAAUGCUAAUUUAAUUAUCCAUUAUUUAGUUCUUUUGCACAACAGAAACUGAUUCUCUAAUGAAAUCAUGCUAUUUUUUUCAUGAAAUAUGACAAUGAAGAAUUUAAAUUGUUGUAAAAUACAUUCAUGUCGUACAGAAACGUGUCUGAAGUCGCUGUAGUAAUUGUUACGCAGCAUCGGCUUCAUGAACGACAGACGUUUUUCAGCCUGGUCGUUCGUAACCGUCCUGCUCAAGUAACUUGAAGCCAAUCACGAGUUGAAGUCUCCUGUAAACAUUUCAUCCUUGAAUAAAUGUUUUGAAGAGAUGUUUGUUCAGCAGUCAGAGAGAGUCAACGCACAUGGACGUAUUUAAGUCGUUAACGUGUCUGUUAACGAGGUUCUAGGUCGUGUAUCCAGAAACAAGCUGAAACGAAGGUAACUGGACUUUUUGGAUUUCUGGGUUAAGGUUAGCUUCUUUAGUUCUAAACAACUACUGGCCAGUUUUAAGUUUGUGGCUCGUCCAGGGUCUGUUAUGACUCACCAAGUACGGAAAAGACACAAAUUCCUCCAAUUCCAAGUAUCUGGUCAAUGUGUAGAGUGAGUUUGGGGUGGGUCCUAACGUAGACUCCCCACCAGUCUUUAAGAAUUGAAGAAGCUACUUGGAUGAAACAUCUUCCGGAAAGACACGUCCAAUCAAACUCAACAGCUACCCUCCAGGAAGACGAGCGUCACCUCAAUCAGUGCUUGUGCUUAAUCACCUUAACCAGCUUCACCUGUGAAGACGUGAAUAAAGGGCGGCGUUGGAGAGGUUCAAGACGACCACUCGAGCUGCAGAAGCUCAACACGUCUCAGCUGUUGUCUUUUUGGUUUCUGUUUAAUGCCAUAAACCCUUAUUUAUGUGUGUUUUCUCAGAAGUCUGUAGAGUGAAGCUGAUGUUGCCACAUGAGGAACAUUUGCCUGUUUUUAGAACUUGCCUGGUGUAGAAAGCCUCCGGGUGUUGGCGUGACCAUCACCACUUUAUAUAUAUUUUUUUGUGUGUGUGUCUGUGUGCGGUAACCCUGGGGUGGCCCCUGUUGCGCCCGGGAAAGCCGACGAAGACUAGUUGAGGUCUAGUUAGUUAGAAUUUCAGCACCUUGAGUAGAUGGAGAGGAAACUGGGCAAGCUCUAGAACGGUUUGAGAACUUUUGUGAUGGCAUCUGUUGGCUUUUGUUUUUGCGGUGUCCUUUUAUAAGAUAUUUUGAGCCUACAGGAGGUCUUAUGGGUGACCUAGUGACUUGGUGAUCAUUGGUUUACUUGCACCAAAUGCUCAGUGUUUUUUUUUGCUUCUCGCACAUCUUAGAAGAUCCAGCCUCACCUGAGAAAAUGUAACGGCCGAUGUUAGAGACCUAAGACGUUUCAGCUGUAGAAGCUCAUCACGUCUCACCCGUGGCCUUUUUUUAAUUGAUGAAAUAAACCCUUUUUUUUGUUUUCUGGAGGGAGGCUGAGGAACACUGAUCCAACCACAUCUACACCAUCCAAGAGAUGGCGGUACUCAACUCGGAGCUAGUCUUCAGUGGCUCCCUGUAAAACCUAGGAUAUAAUUGAAUCUCCUCCUCGCAUACAAGAACCUUAAAGCCCUGUCGCCUGUCGUAUCUCAAAGACCUCACGGCUCCUCGUCAUCCCAGUGGACGACGGGAGAUUGAAUCGCGAGCUCUCUACUCUAAGCGUCGACGCUUCAGACUAUCCUUUUUGAUAAAGCUUACAGUUAGGGCCGACUUGAGACUCUAAACUGUCCCUUGGUUGCGCUCUUAUGGGCCACCGAGCACGUAUCCUCUAAUUCCUUCUUGCCAUUCAUGCGUACCUAUCCUACUACUGACUCCCCUUGGGGAUUAUAGGGAAAUGACACAUUCUUCAGUUAUCACCUCACUUUACAUGACGAGGAGCUCCGGCUGCCGUUCAGAUCCCCAGUGGCGUCCAGGAACCAUUUCCUGCGUCUCCCCAACCAACACCAGACGUUCUUUUCGAGUCAUUUUUCUGCUUCCUUGUUUGAAUGUCUGAAAGCCGACGGCUACAGUGAACGCAGCUUGAUGGUCCCGAUGUGGAUAAUGAAUCAGAACUCGGGACAAACUGGACAUAUUGUUGGUUCACUAAAAUGAACCACAGAUGUAGCACCUGAGUUUUUUCUUUUUUUUUUGUUAAGUAGCAAACGGUCACAGCGAUCGGAUGAUUGAGGCUGGAAGGUUUUUUUGUGACCGCCUUAAAAGCUUCAGCUAUAUAUUCUAGGAGACAUUAAACUUUAAGAGACCUGUCGGGGGCAUUUUAGCUUAUUGUUCCCGUUUUAACGACGGCACUUUUUGCAGAUUUUCCGUCCAUUUGUCACCUCUGGACGCGACCAGAGUCGUCUGCAGCUCGGAGGAAAAAGCCGUUAAGCUCUGAAUUCACACCUCUAAGUGCAAACAAUACCACAUCUCUUUAAGGGUCAUCAUUUCCUGGGCCUCAGCGUCGCAUCGAGGCAAAUCAGCACCUUUUUAAAAGAAUCGGAGCCAGGAAUCCUUGUUGCAUUAUUUCUUUAUUGCAGAUACAUUUUUUUUCUUCCCCCCCCCUCCCCAUUUUUUUAUUUUUUUUUUUGUAUACACGUCAAGACUCCGUUGAGCGACUUGUGACUGCGUUAAAGGAGCGUUAAUGAGGCUCGCUGCGGCCGCACGCGUCUCGCCUAAUCAAGAUGAGUUCAAUGACCUUGAUUGUCACAUUGUAGAUUUUUUUUUUUUUUUUUUUUUGUUUCUCUUUAACUUUUU
Messenger RNA from Mugil cephalus (flathead mullet), 7174 nucleotides. RefSeq names its product GTF2I repeat domain containing 1 (gene gtf2ird1). The coding region runs from base 395 to 3427 and encodes 1010 amino acids. The transcript has 27 exons. Lineage: Eukaryota; Metazoa; Chordata; Actinopteri; Mugiliformes; Mugilidae. Gene Ontology annotation, cellular component: nucleus. The record is from RefSeq and is a predicted model, not a curated record. Gene Ontology annotation, molecular function: DNA-binding transcription factor activity.